Molecule: messenger RNA, 402 nt
Organism: Eremomyces bilateralis CBS 781.70
Lineage: Eukaryota; Fungi; Ascomycota; Dothideomycetes; Eremomycetales; Eremomycetaceae
Exons: 1
Coding region: 1-402 (133 amino acids)
Source: RefSeq, a predicted model, not a curated record
AUGCUCUCCGCGUCUCAGAGCGCGCCCCCAACCUUUCCCGACAUGGACUGGACCUGUAUCAAGACGCAGCCGCAAUAUACGGCGCUGGUCCCCAAGUGUGCGCAAUACUGCCACGCGAACGGCCUCCAGAACAAUGACUGCCCCAUCGACGACUUCAUCUGCCAUUGCAAGAAUUUCUGGGGCACGGCAUCUCUCAUCGAGCCGUGCAGCGACGACCCGGCCCUCUACCAGUGCACGCAGGAGGAGACCCUCUACUUCGUCGGGCUGGCGGGAUCCUUCUGCGAGUUCUGGAAUGCGACAGCCGAUGCAGCUCAGGAGGCGGUGAAGAGGAAGUGCGGCAAGGACUGUAAGCCGUCGUCUACCAAGUACAAAUCUGUUGGCACGGGCACCCCAAAGUGGUAG